AUGCGCUAUUUUCUCUGUAUGGCAUUGACAUAUGCCUUUGAUUUGUCAUCGCUGGCUCCCCUUGGUGACUCACCCAACACCCGUCCCGUUGCGAACGUCCACGCACCGAUUAUGAAUCCAAUUAUAGAAGGGUAUGUCCCAAGGUUGGGAAAUGAGUGGUUCCAUCCGAGCGAUUACCGCCUAAAGCACCAAAAUUCUGUUGCUUGGCGUAGAUUGCAUCGCGGUGCUCGUGUGCUUGAAAGCAUUGCUGAGGAAUAUUGGUAA
Molecule: messenger RNA, 264 nt
Organism: Gregarina niphandrodes
Lineage: Eukaryota; Apicomplexa; Conoidasida; Eugregarinorida; Gregarinidae
Exons: 3
Coding region: 1-264 (87 amino acids)
Source: RefSeq, a predicted model, not a curated record